Molecule: messenger RNA, 1060 nt
Organism: Lingula anatina
Lineage: Eukaryota; Metazoa; Brachiopoda; Lingulata; Lingulida; Lingulidae
Source: RefSeq, a predicted model, not a curated record
AGUGAGAAUACCAUUCUGCAAGAAGACUGAACUGGAAGAGGAUGAAGAUAAACGUUGCUCUCGCUGUGUUCGCAGUCUUUCUUACUGCGUGUUACGCCGAUGAUGAACCCGUGGGAGAAACAGUCGUGGAAUUUGACGACGAACUCGAUGGAGAACCAGUCGUGACCGAGGCUUCAGUGGUCGUGACCGAGGCGCCAAUGGCUCCCUGCCGAGGCCGGCAGGUGCUUGCCUGCAUGAACCCCCUUAUACAGUGGGCACAGGAGAAGGGAAUCAGCCUGUUCACCUCGGGGAGAGACAUGGGAAGGGAGGAACUGCCGACUACCAGGAGAGAUUACGUAGAGGCGUCGUGUGGGUUGUUUGGAGAGAUGAGAGAGUGUUUCUCAGACUUGAAGGAGCGCUGUCUGCCGCAACGCCCCGGAUUCCUCUACGGCAAGCUGCUGGACGGACUGGAGGCGACAUUUGGAGUCAUAUGCGGCCCCAAGAUGGGCGUGUAUUUGAACCACUUGGUGUGUCUGAAAGAAGUGACGAAGACUAACGUAGAGGCGCUGAGGGUGUGUAAGCGACAGGCGGCUGGUUUAGGGGUCAAAAUAGCCAUGAGCCUGUUUGGACUUGUGAGUCGUGAGACUAUUUGCGAAGGGGUCGACAGUUACGCGGACUGCGUUGCCAACGUAUACGAAGAAUGCGGUGAGGAUGUGUCGGAUGUGAUGAAUGAGAUCUCCUCUACCGCAAUGAAGAGACUGCUCCGCCUGGAAUGUUAAAUGUGUUGUGGAGGACUCGAAUGACCUGUAGACAACACUUUGCAAUCAGAAGACGCUUAACGCUACUUAAAGGCACUUGAUGUUGAAUGCGUGAUCAAUAUAUGUUACUAGAUGUCUCUGUGGGAGGGUAUCAGUGACCAAUGUUUUGCAGAACUGACAGAUAUCAACUUUCACCCAUUAUGCAUUCAGUAAAAUGCACAGAAUCCGUUUUAGAACUAUUUUAAAAGUUUCAAAACAUGAAUGUAAUUAUACUAUGAAAUACAAAAGGUAUAAAACAAAUUAGAGACAAUUAGAGACUGGUU